AUGGGAAGAUCAAAAAGUCGGAGUCGAAGUCCAAUAAAAUCUACGAUUACCUCAACAUCAACAUCGUCAUCAGGUGUAAAAAAACGUCGAAAAAAAUCAAGAUCACGAUCAAAAGAACGUUAUUCAUCAUCAAAUCAACGGCGACAUAGAUCAAAAUCUACUGAUAGAAAACGAACAAAAAGGUCACAUAGACAUUCUUCAAGUGGAGAUGAACGACAAGAUCUGACAUCAAAGAAAAAGGUUGAACUCGAACGGUUAGCUGAACUUGAAAAGCAACGAAUGCAAUUAUUACGUCAAAAAGAAGCUCGUGAACAACUCAUUCAAGAUGAAGUAGAACGUCGAGUAAAAGAUCUAGUUGAAUCUCGAGUUAAAGAUGAAUUAGAAAAACGGAAAAAUGAAAUUGAAAAUGAAGUCAAAAGAAGAGUGGAUUUAGAACACAAAAAAAUGGAAAAAUUAAUGUUAUUAGAAUUGGAACGACGAAAAGAUGAAGAGUUAAAAAAAUUGAUUAUUAAAGAGGAAGAGAGUAGAAAACGUCGCGAAGAACUUGAAAAAGUUGUGGAAGAAAAUGAACGAAAUAUAACUGAAGCACAAAAACGUCUCGUCGAAGAGCAUUCACGGUUGAUCGAAGAACAGCGAAAACUAGUCGAAGAUCGAGAAAAAUUUGAAGGCGAACUACGGAAGAAGAAAGAGAGUGAACAAAAUUUAAUUCUAGGAAAAAAGGGUAUUCGCCCAAAAUUAUCGUUUUCCUUGAAUAAUAACGGGAAAUAUGAAUAA
Messenger RNA from Didymodactylos carnosus, 774 nucleotides. Lineage: Eukaryota; Metazoa; Rotifera; Eurotatoria; Philodinida; Philodinidae. The record is from the annotation of a GenBank genome assembly.